Messenger RNA from Schistocerca serialis cubense, 1988 nucleotides. Its product is annotated as potassium voltage-gated channel protein Shaw-like. The record is from RefSeq and is a predicted model, not a curated record. The transcript has 6 exons. The coding region runs from base 99 to 1658 and encodes 519 amino acids. Gene Ontology annotation, biological process: protein homooligomerization; potassium ion transmembrane transport. Gene Ontology annotation, molecular function: delayed rectifier potassium channel activity; protein binding. Lineage: Eukaryota; Metazoa; Arthropoda; Insecta; Orthoptera; Acrididae. Gene Ontology annotation, cellular component: neuronal cell body membrane; dendrite membrane; voltage-gated potassium channel complex.
GGUGGUGCGCAGAGCAGACACAAGGAGAGACGGUUUCUCGCAGCCACCCCGGCUGGCGGACCACUGACCUCGCUGGUGUGAGGUCCUAGAGAGCCGCGAUGAACCUGAUCAACACCGACGCGGAGAACCGCGUGGUGCUGAAUGUGGGCGGCAUCCGGCACGAAGUGUACAAGGCGACGCUGAAGAAGAUCCCGGCGACGCGCCUGUCGCGGCUGACGGAGGCGCUCGCCAACUACGACCCCGUCCUCAACGAGUACUUCUUCGACCGGCACCCGGGCGUGUUCGCGCAGGUGCUCAACUACUACCGCACCGGCAAGCUGCACUACCCCACCGACGUGUGCGGACCGCUCUUCGAGGAGGAGCUCGAGUUCUGGGGGCUCGACUCCAACCAGGUCGAGCCCUGCUGCUGGAUGACCUACACCCAGCACCGGGACACGCAGGAGACGCUGGCCGUGCUGGACAGGCUGGACCUGGACACGGAGAAGCCCAGCGACGAGGAGAUCGCCCGCAAGUUCGGCUUCGAGGAGGACUACUUCAACGGAACGCUCUCCAGGUGGCAACACAUCAAGCCCAAGAUAUGGUCCCUCUUCGACGAACCCUACUCCUCCAACGCCGCCAAGUUGAUCGGUGUGAUAUCGGUGUUCUUCAUUUGUGUUUCGAUCGUGUCGUUCUGCCUAAAGACUCACCCGGACAUGCGAGUGCCGUUCCUGGUAAACCGCACAGUGUCUACCCCAGACAAUGCCACCACGUGGGUGCUGUACAAAACUAAGACGAAGGCGCACGACGCCUUCGACUACAUAGAGUGCGUGUGCAACGCGUGGUUUACUUUAGAAUUUUUUAUCCGUUUUAUCGCGUCGCCCAACCGUCUGGACUUCAUAAAGGCGUCCGUCAACAUCAUCGACUACGUAGCGACGCUCAGCUUCUACAUCGACCUAACGCUGAACCACGUCGCCUCGGACCUGCGCAACGCGGACAUCCUCGAGUUCUUUAGCAUCAUCCGCAUCAUGCGGCUGUUCAAGCUGACGCGACACUCGUCCGGCCUCAAGAUCCUCAUCCAGACGUUCCGGGCGUCGGCCAAGGAGCUGACGCUGCUCGUCUUCUUCCUGGUGCUGGGCAUCGUCAUCUUCGCGAGCCUCGUCUACUACGCGGAGAGGAUACAGACCAACCCGGAGAACGACUUCAGGAGCAUCCCGCUGGGCUUGUGGUGGGCGCUCGAGACGAUGACGACCGUCGGCUACGGCGACAUGGUGCCCAAGACGUACGUGGGCAUGUUCGUGGGAGCGCUGUGCGCCCUGGCCGGCGUGCUCACCAUCGCCCUGCCGGUGCCCGUCAUCGUCAGCAACUUCACCAUGUACUACUCGCACACGCAGGCGAGGGCCAAGCUGCCCAAGAAGCGGCGGCGCGUGCUGCCCGUCGAGCAGCCCAGAGGCCCGCGUUACGCGACCGGCGUCGGUCCAGGGGUCGGGAUGGCCUGUCCGCAGAACAGGCGCAUGAACGCCAUCAAGGCCAACCACCCCAAGGACGCGCUGGUGCCGUCCAAAAUCGCUGAAAACGAGCGUCGAAACUCGACGCUUCGCACCAACGGCACCAGCAAGAGCAGCAGCGGAGCCGCCGUAGCACCCGUUGGCGCGGACCUCAAUGGCUCCGCCCCCAACUGAGCACAUAGCGAAGCGCCGCAACGGCUGCUGCAGGUGUUGCACUCACUAUGAGUUUCAAUCCGAAUGGGGUAGGCACAGUCACUGUCAACAAGAUACUUUCAACGAAUUCUGAAUCCACUCCUACUGCCAGUUCACAGAUUGUUAAGCCAGGACAGUAUCAAUAAAAGUGAUCUGACAGCUUCCUUUAAAAGUCAAAUUAACACAAUGCAUUAGAAGUGAAAUAAGUUGAUAAUUAAUACAAGGAAAGUAAGCAAGAGAAUAUGAGAAGUUAUAGUCACAACUGAAUAUUUUUAAUGUUCUUUUUUUGUAAAACCAGAGUGUGCUCCUGUA